AUGACCGAAGAGGCAUUAUCUUCCUUACGUUCACCUUCAUCCUCUUCGAUUCCGUCAACAUCCGUCACUCUACCAGCAUCUAGUACUCCGACAUCAAAAGAUUCAUUGUCGUCAACAACCAUGGUACAAACUAAAUCGUCGGUUGGAAUAUCCAAUUCAAUCAAUGAUUCAGAUCAUUUAUGUAAUUCUCAAUUCUUACCUCAUUCGACAAAAUCAAUCGGAUUCAUCGUUCCACCUAAUGCUUCGAAUACAUCUUACAAUUAUCCUCGAGAUUGUUAUCUGACUACGGAAGCUAAGAUCAAUGAUAUUCCAGGAAUUGUUUUACUUGAUACUGGUUCAGGUGUUACCAUCAUUAGUUCCAGUCAUUGGAAGAUUAUCAAUUCUGGUGGUCCUAUUGCUCCUUACAAUGGACCUGAAAUACAAGGUCCAGACGGUAGUUCUAUUGGACCGGAAGGACGUGUCGUCGUGCAAAUUACUUUAGCUGGUUCUACUACACAUCAUCCGGCAGUUCUUGCUAGAAAUUUUCAUCAUCUUAUUCUUCUUGGAAAUGACUUUAUGAAAUCCAUUGGACUUGUCCUUGACUUGCAAGACAAUAAGAUGUGGUUACGUACUGAUCCAACUCGAAGAUAUUCGAUAUCAUCUGAUCUUACGCAAGCAGGCAGAAUUGAUGUUCCGGUAUUAUCUACUGAGCGUCGUGUCAUCGCUCCAUAUCAUAUAGCUUACAUUCAAGUAAACACUCCAACUUUUCUCUCACAUGAUACUUGGGAUGCUUCUAUCACUGGUCAUCGUCCGCACAUCGCCACUGCCAACAGCUUAAUUCGCUUUAAGGAUCAGAAGUCAUUCGUACAAAUUAUUAAUUGUACUGCUCGUCAACAAAAAUUUCAUAUCGGACAACAUAUUGCAGUGGCUGAUUUAUACAUUGACGAUGCAGAUUACGAUAUGCAACAUGUUUCAAAUUCAUCUUCAUCUAUGAUACCGGAAUCACCGAUGCCCAAUAACAAAGAAGGAUUAUCAUGCACAUUUCCAUCGUCAUCUACAACGUCGAUUAACCAAUCAACGUUCGAUUCGCAAUAUACUUUACAAAACAAUUCGGGUUCGUUGAUUCUUUCAUUGCCUAGUGUGAAUGUAACUUGUUCUGAUUUAUCAUGUCGUUCGUUUUCUUUCUCAUCGUCUUCACCGAGCUCCUGUACCGAUCAGCAAACCGUACCACCAUCAUCCCACUCAUCAACACUUAUUUCAUCUUCUACACCAUCUUCUAUUUCAUUUUAUUCACCACCUCUUAUCUCGUCAUGUUUAUCGUCUUCUACCUCUUGUCAUUCGCCUUCAUCUAUAUUUUCUACUUCUUCUUCUCCUGUUAAUCCUGAAUUUUUGCGUGACCUUAUCGUUAGCGAUAGUGAUCUUAAUUCUGAACAAGUUGCUCAGUUACAAAAUCUUCUUUUGAAAUAUCGAACUUGUUUUAAUGAAAAAACAGGUCGCACUUCAUUAACUCGACAUCAUAUUGAUACUGGCGACUCUAAGCCUAUAAAGUUGCGACCGUAUCGCGUAUCACCCGCUCGUCAAAGUAUCAUUUACAAUCAAAUACAACAAAUGUUACAAGACGGUAUUAUCGAGCCAGCUAAUGGACCAUACGCCGCUCCUGUUACUUUACAACCGAAAAAGGAUGGCUCUUUGCGUUUUUGCGUCGACUUUCGUCAACUAAAUUCUGCCACUGUUCGAGAUGUUUAUCCAAUACCUCGUAUUGAUGACACUCUCGAUCAGUUACGUUCAGCAAAAUAUUUUACUUCUAUGGAUUUAAAAUCUGGGUUCUGGCAGAUUGAACUCGAUGAGGAAAGUCGACCAAAAACAGCGUUUGUUACGCAUGCAGGACUUUAUCAUUUUACAGUUAUGCCAUUUGGCUUAACUAAUGCGCCUGCGACGUUUCAACGCCUUAUGGACCUAGUUCUAGGCGGUUUGAAAUGGAGUUGCGCUCUAGUAUAUCUUGACGAUAUAAUCGUUUAUUCUUCUACGUUUUCGUCUCAUCUACAACAUCUUGAAUCUGUACUGCAACGAAUUCAAGCAAGUGGUCUUACUCUUCAUCUAUCUAAAUGUCAAUUUUGCAAAACAAAACUUCGAUAUCUUGGUCAUGUUGUUUCACAAACCGGUAUCGAACCUGAUCCAGAAAAAAUUCGUGCUGUACGUGAUUAUUCUAUUCCAAUUCGGUUGAAAGAUGUUCGUACAUUUUUGGGUCUUACUGGUUAUUAUAGAAGGUUCAUUAGAAAUUAUGCUACCAUCGCUGAACCACUAAUCUCGUUAACUCGUAAUACAGACAAUAAGCCAUUUCACUGGUCAUUAUGUUGCCAACAGGCUUUCGAUCAUCUACGUCAUUUGUUAAUAGAAGCACCAAUCAUCGCGUAUCCUCAAUUCGACAAACCUUUUAUUCUUCAACUCGAUGCGUCUGACGUUGGCCUUUCCGCUAUUUUAGCUCAAAAGCUCGUUGAUGAUGACGGCGUUCAUCGUGAACAUGUUAUCGGUUACGCUAGUCGUACUCUUUCUGCGUCUGAGCGUAAGUUUUCACCAACUGAGCGCGAGUGUCUCGCUAUUGUUUACGGUUGUUCUCACUUUCGUCCAUAUCUUGAAGGUGUUCGUUUCACUAUUCUAACCGAUCAUAAAGCACUUAAGUGGUUACACAACACUAAAGAUCUUAAUAGUCGUCUUGCCAGAUGGGCAAUGCAAAUAGCAGUUUACGACGUCGAUAUUCAACAUCGUCCAGGUGUUGAAAAUACAAAUUGCGACGCUCUUUCACGUGCUCCUGUUGAUGAUCUUUCUAAUUCUAACCAAGUUAUUGCAACUCAAGAAUCUUAUGAUUCAUCAUCGGUUGUAGAUCAUGGUUAUUCGCUCGUACUUGACUAUCUUCGUCAUUCUUCACUGCCACCUCCACAACUUGUUAUACCUAUUUCACUUUCUAAUAUUACUAAUAUAUUUUCACCGAUAUCCUCAUAUUCUAUUUCUCUAGCUAAUAUACAUUUCGGUGAUAACAUUAGAUUAUAUGAAGAUAUAAGAAUUGCACAAUGGAAAGAGAGUGAACUUCUUCCACUUCUUAAUUAUUUACAAAAUCAACAACUUCCGGAUGCUGCUGGGCAGUCAAAGAUUCAUCAACAAGCUUCUUGUCAUCGACUUGUUGACGGUGCGCUUUAUCGUGUCUUUCGUUUACCUCGAUCUGUUGUUGAAAAUUCUUCUUCUAGUGUUGCUUCUGAUUCUCGGUUAUUUCGCUCUCACGAACAACUCCGUCUUGUUAUUCCGACAUCGAAAAUUGUUGAACUUUUAUCGCUUGCUCAUGAUCAUGCAACGGCCGCUCAUCUCGGCCGCCGCAAGACUUUAUAUCGUCUUUCAAAUCGCUUUUAUUGGCCACAUAUGCGUCGCGAUGUCGAAGCAUAUGUUCGUUCAUGCAAACUAUGCCAACAAUUUAAGGCUUCUACUCAGAAACCUGGUGGUUUAAUGCGUCCUAUAGUCGUCAAUGAACCGUGGAAUACUGUUGGUAUUGAUCUAACGGGACCACUACCUAAAACCCGACGCGGUAAUUCUUUCAUUCUCGUCGUUAUCGAUUAUUUCACUAAAUGGAUUGAACUCUUUCCGCUUGCUAAUACAAAAGCAAAAACAAUCGCUCAAGUAUUCGUCGAUGAAGUUUUAUGCCGUUUCGGUUUUCCAGUUCGAGUUAUUUCAGAUAAUGGUGUUCAAUUUCUUUCGAAUAUAUUCACCAAUGUAUGUUUAGCUCUUGAUAUAAAACAUCAACGAACACCACUUUAUCAUCCACAAAGCAACUUAUGUGAACGCGUUAAUCGAACCAUUAAACCAUUACUAGCUGCACUUGCUUAUAACGAUAACAAAUCUUGGGAUAUUAAACUUCCUCAGAUCGCAUUUGCGCUACGGACGGCACCAAGUGAUUCUACUGAACAAUCGCCAGCUUUUCUCAUGUUUGGUCGUCACCCACGCCAACCAUUAGAUUUAUGUCUACCUUCACCUGCGCCUCUAGAUCAAUCUCCUACAAAGACUGAUUUAUUAGACUAUCGCAAACAAUUGCUUGCUGAUCUUUUACCAGCUUAUGCUAGUACUAGAGAAAUUCUCGAUAUUUCUCAUCAAAAGCAAGCUGACCAAUACAAUCAAUAUCAUCGUUCACUUCAAUUUGAACCUGGUGACUUAGUUUGGGUCACCGCUCUGUCUGGUAUUGCAAUGGGAAAAUGGCGUGGAAAGAAACUCAGCGCACGACGUGAAGGACCUUACCGUGUCAUGGAACGUUUAUCUUCCUUGACUUAUUCAUUAAUUCAUACAAUUACUGGUCAACAACUUAGUCCAAUCCACGUCAAUCGUCUCGAACGCUAUUAUUCCUUUAAUAGUAUCGACUAG
This is a messenger RNA of Rotaria socialis, 4380 nucleotides long. The record is from the annotation of a GenBank genome assembly. NCBI's taxonomy places the organism in Eukaryota, Metazoa, Rotifera, Eurotatoria, Philodinida, Philodinidae.